CGGAAUGUGCUGAUAACCCGUGGAGAUUUGACUCUGCCAUUUUCCCCCUUUUUAAAGAUUACGAUUGUUAAUUUGUCAGUCGGAUCAAAGUUCGUUUGAUUAAUCUGAAAACGGGACCACGAUUAGGCUGAGCCGUCAGUCCCAUUUCCGCUCCUCGUCGGAAAACAAGGCCGCCUUCAAUUAUGUUUAUUUAUUUAUAAUCUUCAUUUUGUCACUGUUUCAUUCGACUUGACGUCUUAUUUCCUUUUUUGUAUUUUUUGAUUAUUUUUUUCUUGUGGAAAAAUGGAGAAAAACCUAAUGUUCAACAACAACAAGGGAUCCGUGAAAGUGACCAUCACGCCAUGCCAGCCGAAGACGCUCACCCACCUGCCGAAGAGGCCUCCAGUGGAUAUCGCCUUCUCCGACCUUACUUACACAGUCAAAGAAGGAUCGAAAAAAACAACAAAAACUAUUUUGAAAUCAGUGAGCGGAAGGCUAAAAUCUGGCGAGCUCACGGCCAUCAUGGGCCCGUCCGGUGCGGGGAAGUCGACUCUGCUCAACAUCCUCACCGGUUACAGAGUUUCUGGUAUGGAUGGUUCCAUUACAAUUAAUGGGGCUGAAAGAGACCUUUCACAGUUUGCUAAGCUUUCGGCGUACAUCAUGCAGGACAAUCAGCUCCACGGGAAUCUCUCUGUCGAAGAAGCUAUGAACGUAGCUACAGCUUUAAAGCUUGGAAAUCAAAUUAAUAAGCAAGAAAAAAACACUGUGAUUCAAGAAAUUUUGGAAACCCUGGGUCUUCAGGAGCAUGUAAAGACGAAGACGUCAAAUCUGUCAGGUGGGCAAAAGAAGAGACUUUCGAUCGCCCUGGAGCUUGUGAACAAUCCUCCCAUCAUGUUUUUUGAUGAGCCUACCAGUGGUUUGGACAGUUCAUCAUGCUUCCAAUGUAUAUCCCUUCUGAAGAGCCUCUCCCGUGGUGGACGGACGAUCAUCUGCACCAUCCACCAGCCGAGCGCAAGGCUGUUUGAAAUGUUCGACCAUCUUUACACUUUGGCUGAGGGUCAGUGUGUUUAUCAAGGUUCGACACAACAGCUUGUUCCUUUCAUGGCAACGCUCGGCCUCGUCUGCCCCAGCUAUCACAACCCUGCUUCAUUCAUCAUCGAAGUAUCUUGUGGAGAGUAUGGUGAUUAUGUAAGAAAACUGGUCACUGCUAUACAAAACGGAAAAUGUGAUAUUCAAGCCGGGAAACCUUUUACAACUUCAGAACAGCAGCUUAACAAUGCAAAUGCAGAUAAAAAAGUAAACAAUUCGUCAAACGCUGAAAAUCCAAGUAAUAACUCAAAUGGAACAAAUAAUAUGCUUCUUGCCUAUGCUCGUGAUGACAUUGCGAAGGAUACUUCUCAACAAACCGGUGAUGGUGUCGUCAUUCCAAUUGAAUUGACUGGAGACAACGAGAAAACCAGCGGUGUCACAUCAAACCUGCUUCCUGAGGCUUUACCGAAAAACCAAAACCGUUAUGGGACGUCGGAAUUCAACCAGUUCUGGAUUGUACUUAAACGAGCACUUCUUUUCUCACGCCGAGACUGGACGCUCAUGUAUUUGAGAUUGUUCGCCCAUAUUCUCGUCGGCAUCUUGAUCGGAGCUCUCUACUACGACAUCGGUAACGAUGGAGCAAAGGUACUCAGUAAUUUGGGAUUCCUCUUCUUCAACAUGCUAUUCCUCAUGUACACAUCGAUGACAAUCACAAUAUUGUCAUUCCCAUUGGAGAUGCCUGUUUUAAUUAAAGAAAAUUUCAAUCGGUGGUACUCAUUACGGUCUUAUUAUAUGGCAAUUACAGUUUCUGAUAUACCUUUUCAAACUGUGUUUUGCAUCUUGUACGUCUCGAUCGUUUACUAUUUAACAUCGCAGCCGCCGGAAAUUUCCAGAUACGCAAUGUUCUUGUCAGCGUGCCUUCUCAUUUCAUUUGUCGCCCAGUCCGUCGGCCUUGUCGUCGGCGCAGCCAUGAAUGUUCAGAACGGUGUUUUCCUCGCUCCAGUCAUGUCGGUGCCAUUCCUCCUCUUUUCCGGAUUCUUUGUCAGCUUUGAUGCCAUACCGAUAUACCUCAGGUGGAUCACGUACCUCAGCUACAUCAGAUACGGGUUCGAGGGCACUGCCCUUGCCACGUACUCGUUCGGAAGGGAAAAACUCAAAUGUUUCCAGGUCUAUUGCCAUUUUAAAUCUCCUGAAACAACACUGGAAGAGCUUGACAUGCUUGAUGCUGACUUCAAACUGGAUAUAAUCGCUUUGGUUGUUAUUUUCCUCAUUCUGAGAAUAGCAGCAUUCUUGUUUUUAAGAUGGAAACUUAUGUCGCAACGAUAGAAUAAAGAGUAAUCCAUGACAUAUUUUUUUACGGUUCAAUAAUUACUUUAAGUGCCUCUUACAAUGUACUUCAACAUUAAUUUCAUGCAGAAAAAUAAUGUAGAACAAUUAUUUAGAUCUGUAUCGGAGUCAAUUUAAACUCUUUAUUUUUAAUUGAAAGUGCUCAAGGUAAAUGCUUGCAAUUACUAAAAGAGAAAAGAGAAAAGAAAAAUAUAUGCAUAGAUGUAAUGUGUACAUUCCUUGCGUUAAUAUAUUAAUUGUGUUUCCUGUGAUAGUUUUUUAAAUUAAUAAAAUUACUUAAAGUAUCUGCUCAAUAAAGGCGAGAUAGUGAAUAAAUCAAAUUGUUUUGUUUUUAAAAUUGAAUUUUUCUCUUAUGUUCUUUGUUGAGUAGUUUACCAUUUUUGCCUCUUCGGGUUAGGUUAUUUCUGUUUAAUUAUAAUUUAGUUAAACUUGUACAUAGAACUUUUUGUUUGUAAUUACACAAUUAGUCAUCUCAAUUUCCAUUCAGUUUGUAGUUUGUUUUUGUUUAUUUUACUACAAAUCAUUUAAUUAUGAAUGUAUUGCCUGUAAAUAGAGAUUUAGUAUUAAAUCUCAAAUAUCGAUUAGUUAUACGGGACCAUCUGUUGUUGUUUAGAAAAUAUGUUUUAUAAAUCCAUAUUAUUGUAUUUUUAUCGUUGCCCAACAUUUAAUCAAAUAUAUUUUUAU
Cimex lectularius (bed bug) is the source of this 3039-nucleotide messenger RNA. Its product is annotated as ATP-binding cassette sub-family G member 4. Gene Ontology annotation, cellular component: plasma membrane. The record is from RefSeq and is a predicted model, not a curated record. NCBI's taxonomy places the organism in Eukaryota, Metazoa, Arthropoda, Insecta, Hemiptera, Cimicidae. Gene Ontology annotation, molecular function: ATP binding; ABC-type transporter activity; ATP hydrolysis activity. The coding region runs from base 283 to 2334 and encodes 683 amino acids. The transcript has 12 exons.